UCCGGAAAUCGGGCAGUGACAACCUGUCUGUUCUGGUUGCUUGAGGGGCGCUGUUUUUUCCUCUGGACUAGAUUGAGAAGAAGAUACUGAGGAGAUGCUUCACAAACACCACUGUAAAUAAAUACAACCAUGGAGAACCAGUCCACAGUGCAGUUGAAUCUGGAGUUGGGCCACAGAGCUCAGCUAAAGGAGAAAGAAACAUCAGAAAGCUUCACCCACGACUGGACGAUUUUCGUCCGAGGGCCGGAGACUGGCGAAAUCCAGCAGUUGGUAGAGAAAGUUGUUUUCCAUCUGAAUGACAGCUACCCCAAACCCAAGAGAGUAUGUAAGGAGCCGCCAUACAAAGUGGAUGAGUCAGGUUCCGCAGGUUUCCUCAUGCAUGUUGAGCUUUACUUCAAGAACAAGGUUCAACCAAAAAAGAUGUGUUUCAAAUAUGACCUAUUCCUUAACCCAGAGGGCAAACCUGUUGACCACCUGCGCUGUGAGACACUCACCUUCAACAACCCCACCAAAGAAUUCAGGAGAAAGCUGAUCAAAGCAGCAGGGGUAAAGGUGGUUCCAGAGGGGGCUGGAGCUGUUUCAAGACCAAGUCCAGACUGCCCGACGCCCCCAACAAAAAAGAUCAAGAUCUUUCAUGUGUCAGAGGAUCAGAGUAAAGAAGUAAGCGGUGACAGAAGCGAGUCCACACUACCUGACCAAGGAGCACUGUGAACAAUCCCAAAAAGACUGACGCAGUCAAACCCCCAUUCAUGACACACUCACCUUUGGUGGCCUCUGGUGAAAUGAUGGGCCUCUUUUGCUUCGUGCAGAUCUGAUUGUGAUCUGACUGUCUGCUGAUUGUGUUCUUGUCUAAUGAAUGUUUGUUGUUCUCAGGUCUCUCUUAGAAAAGAGAUCUUAAUCUGAAUGAGACUGCCUGAUUAAAUGAAGACUAAAUAAAGAAUAAGUUGAAUGUUGA
Messenger RNA from Scomber scombrus (Atlantic mackerel), 955 nucleotides. RefSeq names its product protein ENL-like. Bases 130 to 711 code for a protein of 193 amino acids. Gene Ontology annotation, cellular component: super elongation complex. The transcript has 6 exons. Lineage: Eukaryota; Metazoa; Chordata; Actinopteri; Scombriformes; Scombridae. Gene Ontology annotation, biological process: regulation of DNA-templated transcription. The record is from RefSeq and is a predicted model, not a curated record.